Monopterus albus (swamp eel) is the source of this 3413-nucleotide messenger RNA. It is a transcript of the gene rgmb, whose product is annotated as repulsive guidance molecule BMP co-receptor b. The coding region runs from base 426 to 1838 and encodes 470 amino acids. Gene Ontology annotation, cellular component: plasma membrane. The record is from RefSeq and is a predicted model, not a curated record. The transcript has 3 exons. NCBI's taxonomy places the organism in Eukaryota, Metazoa, Chordata, Actinopteri, Synbranchiformes, Synbranchidae. Gene Ontology annotation, molecular function: coreceptor activity. Gene Ontology annotation, biological process: BMP signaling pathway.
GGAGGAGGAGAAAGUGAAAGGGGAGGAGUGGAGGAGAAACCCAGUCCUGGUGUGGGAGAGAGAUGUGAUUGUGCAUGUUUGGGACGAGAGAGAGGAGCGCAGAAUGGUCGUAAUCAAGGCACAAGUGUGACCGCGAAGGCAGCGCACUUAAAUCACGUGUGGUGUGGAUUUGUACAAGGAAAAAGUAAAAGUGUCGUCAAAGUGACUUGUGGUUGUACUUUGCCUUCCUCCUGUCUUUGCCUCUCCACUCCCUCCGCCCUGCAUUUCGCGGAGCAGCUGUGUUUUCAUGCCCCUGUGCACCCGAGGAGGAGAAGGAGCGAAGAGUGAGGAAGAAGAGGAAGAAGAAGUGAAAGGGCCUGGACGCCACCCCUCCUCGCCCCUCGGAGGUCUGUCCACUCUCCCCUCCUGGCCCUGCAUGGACGGGGAUGGGGAGAGCCGAAUGCAGUUGCCGCGGGGCUGAGCGCCUCGCCUCCCCGUGUCUGGUGCGCCGCUUCCUGCCACUGCUGGUGCUGAUCAUCGCUCUCUGCUACGGUGCUCAUAUAGGUCAGUGCCAGGUGGUCACCCCUCAGUGUCGUAUCCAGAAGUGCACCACCGACUUUGUCUCCCUGACCUCUCACCUGACCUCAGCCGUGGAUGGCUUUCACACUGAAUUUUGCAAGGCUUUGCGCACAUACUCAGCCUGCACCCAGAGGACAGCCAAGUCCUGCCGGGGGAACUUGGUCUUCCAUUCAGCUGUGCUGGGCAUCUCUGACCUCAUGAGCCAGAGGAAUUGCUCCAGAGAUGGACCCACUUCUUCCACACACACCGAGGUCCACCCGGAGCCCUGCAACUAUCACAGCCGCACCCAGCACACCAACACAUACUCCCACUUGCACACACACUCUCAUGCUCACAGCCAUUCUCGGCCUGCGUACCUGUUCUGCGGGCUGUUCGGGGACCCACACCUGAGGACAUUUAAGGACAGCUUCCAGACUUGUAAAGUGGAGGGGGCAUGGCCUCUCAUCGAUAAUGACUAUCUGUCGGUGCAGGUCACUAAUGUCCCCGUGGUGCCUGGCUCCAGUGCCACAGCAACCAAUAAGAUCACCAUCAUCUUCAAGCCCUAUGAGGGUUGCACAGACCAGAGGGUCUACCAGGCCGUCACAGACAACCUCCCUGCUGCCUUUGAUGAUGGCACCGUGAGCAGUGGAGACCCCAUCCACACUUUUGCUGGUGCAGAUGGUGCAACUGGGAAGGUCCGGGCCCUGUGGAUCUCUGAGCGCACCCCAGGGCGCCACGUAGAGUUGCAUGCCGGCUACAUUGGUGUAACUGUAAUCGUUCGCCAGCUGGGCCACUACCUGACCCUGGCGGUGCGGAUCCCAGAAGAACUGGCUCAGGCCUACGAUGCUACCCAGGACCUGCAGCUCUGUCUGAACGGCUGCCCCAGCAGAGAACGCAUUGACCAAGCAGGGUAUCUUCCCUUGCCCCGUUCCCCUCCUGCACUUGGCCUACAGCUUCAGCAGCUGCGUCGACCCAGCUACUCCUCACAGACACAAGAAUCCCCCUACGGUGCCAUGCAGAUUUUUGGUGUGGAGGGGGCUAAGCAGCGCUGCAGGGAGACGCUGGAGGUGCAGGACAUUUACUUCCACUCCUGUGUGUUUGAUCUCCUGACCACUGGGGAUGCUAACUUCACAGUGGCAGCAUACAGUGCCCAGAAGGACAUGGAGAGUCUUCACCCUCACCGAGAUAGAUGGAGGAUCUACCCCCGUGGCUCUGCCACCUCUGCUUUGCACUCUGAUCCUCAUUCUAUCAGACGGUUUGCUCUGCUCCUGCUGUGUGUGCUAAGCAUGGCGUUGAUGUAAUAGCAGGAGUGAGAGUCUUUGUGUGUGCCUGCAUGCAUGUGGGCUUGUGUACAGUAUGUGUGUGCACUAGAAAGAGAAUUUUCCUCUCUUAUACAGAGAGGAAACAGGAGGCUGGACAGUUACUGGGAACUAGACAUCUUUGUAGGUGGCAGAUCCCCCAGCAGGCACAGGCGAUAGACAACACUAACUGCAUCCCACCUGGCAGAAUCAGCCCUCUGGAGGUAAACAAAAAAAAAACACGUGAUGUGAUGACAGCCUGCAUCUUUGGAUAGGAUGCCACUGACAGUGACACAGAUGUUCUUGUGGAGGUACACUCCAGACUGUAAAUAGUUCAUUUUGUCUUCAGUGCACAGUGUAAUGGCGUUGAGUUGUUUUUUGUGCCAUUUGAUGUGAUUUUCUUUAAUACCUCAGACAGAGGAUGUUUGUUUUAGCAGAAGCACUUUAUUUUGAUUUUUUUAACAAAUCCACAUCAGUAUUUCUUCCUCUCACUUACUGUCUUGCACCAAACUCUCCAAUGCCUUCAUGUAGAAGUCAGUUGAGUACAAUGAACUGCCAUUUCUGUUAAAAUGCUUCAUUCUUCCAGUAGCUGACUCGACUCAGCACCUCAUUUUAAGUCAAUCAGUGUGUUUUUUGCUGGAUGUAUUGUAUGUGAAUAUUAUCACAGAAGAUGCCAUCAGUGCUGUUUUGUUGCUGUGUUAUUGAAAUUGUAUUAUUGAAAUAGCUGUUUUCCUUUGUCUUCAUUUCAAAUGUGUGCAUGUGUGCACACAUGCACACAUGUAUAUUGGUGCACCAGUUGUUUUUUUGUUCUUUUUUUUUCCUUUACCUUUUUGCCAAGCAGCUGUGAUGAUACCAGCUCAUGUUUGUUACUUAGCAUAUUCACUGUUGUUUUUGUUUGAGCCAAAGACAGCUUAUGUAUGUUUUUUAUGUACAAAGGAAAUGAUAACUCCCCACCAAACCAGCAUCCUUCUUCUCACAUCGUCUCCCUCUCUCUUGAUGUUAAACUUGCUACUGUAAACUGUUUUUUCUCCUGCUGCCAGAAUUGACAAGCUGCUCCUUACUGGGAUAGGUGUAAGAUACUGGAGUGUAAACUAAACACAGCCAAUCAAUGAGGAAGUGUCACCAGUGUCUGCUGGGAUAAAUGCUUCAGCAUUGUGGCGUGGAAAAUGAACGCCAUUUGAUACCUGGUAGAAAUGUCAACACCUACCACUAUGAGCCUUUCUAACGUGUAACAUUCUGUAUAAUUAUGUCCCACUUGUUUGGCCUUAUAAGCUUGAUCUCAAGUUUUUUUGGCAUUGUGAUCUCUUACAUCAUGUGUGAGUGUCAGUGUGGUGAAGAAAGACUGGUCAACGUUGAAACACUUAACUUAUUUAUGAACGUAGUGUCUUGUAGAGGAAGUUAAGCUCCAUAUUCUUGCUGUUGGAUAAUAAUUUAAACGAAAUGUCAGAUGUGAUUGUACUGCCACCUAGUGGUCCUCUGUUGCUAUGUCUGUGUUACUCAAGGCGCUCAAAAAGGGGUAAAUUGAUUAUACAAACUGUGUGCAAGUGUUUUAUUUAAAAAACAAUAAAGUCAAAACCA